Anopheles darlingi is the source of this 1818-nucleotide messenger RNA. RefSeq names its product protein farnesyltransferase subunit beta (gene Fntb). The transcript has 3 exons. Gene Ontology annotation, cellular component: protein farnesyltransferase complex. The record is from RefSeq and is a predicted model, not a curated record. Lineage: Eukaryota; Metazoa; Arthropoda; Insecta; Diptera; Culicidae. Gene Ontology annotation, molecular function: protein farnesyltransferase activity. Gene Ontology annotation, biological process: protein farnesylation. Bases 237 to 1646 code for a protein of 469 amino acids.
UACACCAGGCAGGAACAAAAUAAAAGUAGAUUUUCCACAUUUUUCAUGAAUUUCGUGAAUUUCUGAUAAAGAUAAAGGUGAAAAGAACGUAUUUGCAGUGGAGGGCUAGCUAGAGUAGCUUGCGGAGGCCCAGGAAGUUGGAUUCAAUAGCCGAACUGGGGUAAAUCCUCACUGAAGACAAAAUUGGAGAAGGUUUUCCGACCCGGAAUUGGAUUCUCUCGCACGCACGAAAGAGGAUGGCUACGUCGGAGGAACAGCCGCGGAACUUGUCGCAGUAUAAGCGGUACCGUAAUGCGGACGAGGGUUGCAAAACGUUCACCUCGAUCGAUCAGAACAAGGUUGAGGCCUCGAUUGAACGCAUCUACGAUCGCUACGAACAGCUAGCGGCUCUCGAUCCGACCCUGCCGAAGCUGCACCGCACUGACCACGCACGCUAUCUGCAGGUUGCCCUGGAGAGACUUUCCAGUAGCUACGAGUGCCUGGACAGUAGCCGGCCUUGGAUGGUGUACUGGAUACUGAAUGCGGCCAGCGUGUUAAACCUGCGGUUCGCCGACGAACUGCUCAACCGAGUCGUAGACUUUCUGAUCAAAUGCCGUAGCCCCAUCGGUGGAUUCGGCGGUGGUCCGGGACAGGAUCCACAUCUAGCCACCACGUACGCUGCUGUGAAUGCGCUUUGCAUCAUCGGCACCGACAGAGCGCUGGACGCCAUUGAUCGGACAACGUUGAAACAGUUCCUUGCUGCGGUCCGCGAAUCGAAUGGAGCGUACCGGAUGCACGUCGGUGGAGAGCUGGACGUACGUGGAGCCUACUGCGCCAUAUCCUCCGCCAAACUAGCCUCUUUUACGCCGGAGGAUGAGCUCAAGCUGUUCCAAGGAACGGCCGCGUGGAUAGCGGAAUGUCAAACGUACGAAGGUGGUUUCGGUGGAGCACCCGAUCUUGAAGCGCACGGUGGUUACUCUUUUUGUGCUGCCGCUGCCCUGAUGAUACUCGGCGGAGAGGAACGAUGUGACUUGCAUGCACUGCUCCGCUGGACCGUCAACCGACAGAUGGCCUACGAGGGAGGAUUCCAGGGACGCACGAAUAAGCUGGUCGAUGGUUGCUAUUCCUUCUGGCAAGGCGCUCUCGUACCGAUCGUGCAGAGCCUGAUCGCAAGGAAAGAGCAUCGACAGGACAUCCUGAAUGUGAGUCUGUUCAAUCGUCUCGCUCUGCAGGAGUAUGUGUUAAUAUGUUGCCAAAAGCCGACCGGUGGACUGAUCGAUAAACCUGGAAAACCGGCCGAUUUGUACCAUACUUGCUAUACACUGAGCGGACUAUCGGUGGCACAGCACUGUGAAACUCACAGUUUGCCGCUGGUUUUGGGCGAUGAACAAACGAACGAGCUGCUACCGACACAUCCCGUGCACAACAUCCCACCCAAGGCAGCCCUGGACGCUUACCGCUAUUUCUUGCAGCUCGAUCAGCCGGCAUCGGCAGCAGAAGGCCAGCAGUGCAAUGGGAAGGGGCAGGCAGCUUUCAAGGCGGACGUGCCUGAAAAUGGCUCCGAAAAACUGUCCUCGCGGAGCUCUGAGGCCGGUACUAGUAGCAGCAGCAGCAGCAGCGAAUGCACUAGCACACAACCAUCCGAAGAUCAAUCGAUGCGAUCCUGAACACGAUCUCUAGGCAAUUUUGUACGGCUUGAGAAGGGAGACUCGAUGGGAAAUCGUCUUUUGGGUCCAUUUUUCAACCCGACCGAAACGCAUCUUAAGCUUUAACGACGCUGAUUACCCUUUCACGUGAUUGCUCUAUUUUUGAAUAAAAAGUUACUUCGAGAAUUCGUAU